Molecule: messenger RNA, 1215 nt
Organism: Eucalyptus grandis
Lineage: Eukaryota; Viridiplantae; Streptophyta; Magnoliopsida; Myrtales; Myrtaceae
Product: caffeoylshikimate esterase
Exons: 1
Coding region: 100-1104 (334 amino acids)
Cellular component (GO): membrane
Molecular function (GO): lipase activity
Source: RefSeq, a predicted model, not a curated record
CUCCCAGCCUCCCUCAUCAACCAACCACACAUCUCCCCUCCCCCUUCUUCCCCCUCCAUCAUCAUCACCCCCACACCGCACGCAAACACAGAAUUCUUCAUGGGCGACGAUGCUGCGCUGCAGGAAGGUGGUUGUCCGAACGACAAGAACCUCAAGAACUUCUGGGGCAACUCCCCCGAGGACGAGGACGCCUACUUCGAGCAGCAGGGCGUCCGCGGCACCCGCUCCUUCCGCACCUCCCCGCGCGGCCUCACCCUCUUCGUCCGCUCCUGGCUGCCCCCCGCCGCCGCCCCGCCCCCGCGCGCCGCCGUCCUCAUGGUCCACGGCUACGGCAACGACGUCACCUGGACGUUCCAGGCCACCCCGAUCUUCCUCGCCCAGCACGGCUUCGCCUGCUUCGCCUUCGACCUCGAGGGCCACGGCCGCUCCGCCGGCCUCCGCGCCUUCGUCCCCGACGUCGACCUCGUCGUCGACGACGCCAUCGACUACUUCGACUCCGUCAAGAACGACCCGCGGUUCUCCGGGCUGCCCCGGUUCCUGUACGGGGAGUCGAUGGGGGGCGCGAUCUGCCUGCUGAUCCAGUUCCGGGACCCGGCGGCGUACCAGGGCGCCGUCCUGGUCGCGCCCAUGUGCAAGAUCUCGGACAAGGUCCGGCCCGCCUGGCCGAUCCCGCAGGUGCUCUCGCUGGUCGCCCGGGUCAUGCCGACGCUGCCCAUCGUCCCGACCGCCGACAUCAUGAGGAAGUCGGUCCGGGUCGAGGCCAAGAAGGCGGUCGCGGAGAUGAACCCGAUGCGGUACCGGGGGAAGCCGCGGCUCGGGACCGUGCUGGACCUGCUGCGGGUCACGGACUGCCUCAACCGGAGGCUGGGGGACGUCCGGAUCCCCUUCAUUGUGCUGCACGGGAGCGAGGACGCGGUGACCGACCCGGAGGUGAGCCAGGCGCUGUACCGGGAGGCCCAGAGCGAGGACAAGGCGAUCCGGAUCUACGACGGGAUGAUGCACUCGCUGCUGUUCGGGGAGACGGAGGAGAACAUCGCGGCCGUGCGCCACGACAUCCUGGCUUGGCUGGAGGAAAGAUGCGACCGCCGUGUCGAGAUUCAAUGAUGAUUGGAGAAUUCUCAAAGUCUUUUGUUAUUUCAAUUCCUUAUUUUGAUCGAAGGGACAAUUUGCCUUCGUGACAUUUAUAAGAAGUUUACCAGGGCAACAUUCUCUUCC